AUGAGUAUUCCGGCAGAUGCAGCUCAACCAAAUACCCCUUCACCAACGCCAGAGCUAGUGAUAAAAGCCGAAACUCAAGAUGAGCGAACCACUCUACCAGCAAACGAGCCUCUGGCGCCACCUAUACAGCUUCCCCUUCCCGACAGGGAUGACUCUCCGUCGCCACUGACACAUUCUCUACUACCGCAGGUAGAGUCCCUGGCAACGCAGCCGCCCAUCCCAGAGGCAGAAACCCUGGCAUCACAGGCGCAACCUCCCCCACUUCCUCCUCGCAUGGCUCCCACCCCAGAGCCAGAGCCUGUUCCUCGCAAGCUCCCACACACAUUAAAUCUCUACCGGUACAAGGGCAGCGACAUGCCAGUAGGCACCUACACUCUGGGCGAACGUGAAAGCCAACCACUCUACCUCUGCAAGGCAGACAGACGUUUUCUCGGACUACUCUCGUCGCCAAUGGUCAUAUACUCGGGGCCUACCGAUGAGGACCCCCCGCUGGCAUACAUAAAGAUAUCAGGAUGGAGUUGCACUGUCUCGGUCGGGUUGGCAGCUUGGUCAGGUGCACUGACUCUAUACCCGGAUCAGGAGGUGAAAGAGAAAUUCUUCCGCGGUGGACAACACUUCACCAUUGAAUCUGGGGCCAGUGGGAAUGAAGUGAAAGAAGAGUUUGAGUGGCGGCCUUCAAAGUGUGAUGCGGUAACGGGCCUAGGGGGUCAACGUCGUGGUUGGAAGCUCAUGAGGCUCGCCCGAGGACCUCCUGGCGGCGCAGAUAUGGACUUUUUACCUGGGAAUAUCAGGGACAGCUAUGGGAAGGAGAUCGUUGCAGUCUGGACCGAGGCCAAGCGGAAUUCGACAGAGAUUGGGCAUUUCCGGUUCCUGGGCACUGGAGUGACGGGGGCUCUCGGGGACAAAUGGGCCAUCAUGGCUAUUAUCACAGCGCUGGCUCUACUGGAGCAAGAUCGAGCCAUCGCCCAAAGAGCCAUCGCGUCUAUAUUCCAGAGAAAGAGUGGAUAG
Fusarium keratoplasticum is the source of this 1008-nucleotide messenger RNA. RefSeq lists its product as uncharacterized. The transcript has a single exon. Lineage: Eukaryota; Fungi; Ascomycota; Sordariomycetes; Hypocreales; Nectriaceae. Bases 1 to 1008 code for a protein of 335 amino acids. The record is from RefSeq and is a predicted model, not a curated record.